AUGCACACUACACCUGCCAUGCUCGUGUUCCGAACAGAGGUAAUUCGGAAUGGGAUCCCAUAAAACGAGAUGUGCUCUUCCCAAUCUCGUCGCGGAAAUCGUUGGGCGGUGAACGACGCCUCCCGGAAAACCCAUCUCAUAACCGAUUCGAUUAGAUUUCGAAUGCUCUUUCACGGAUCGCUGACGUCAAACCGAAGGGGAGGCGAGGCGUCGAACCACAUCCACUUCAUUCGUUCGCGUAUGAAUAACUGGGCGUCUGCAUCGAGUGCAUCAGACAUCGGACCAAGUGUUCUUUACGAUACGAUGCUCUCCUAACUCUUGAUCAGCAGCGCUGCAAUUCUUAGUAAAUCUUUGAAAGUGACGAGUAUUUGGAAGAAGAAUAAAAAGUCAAUUCCCCGGGGAGGGGGCAGCUGGAAAUGAGAAUAAUGAGUAUGGUAGCUUAUCGAGAAAAAAGCCAGGCAGGUGAUUGGCAGGCAGAAAAUGAGCUCUGAACUUGGAAUAAAAUGAUUUCAUUAAAUCUAUCAGGAACACGUCGACUCGAUCUUUCCAGACCCUACAAUUUUACUUCCAGUCUCAUUUUGCUUCCCAGUUUCUCAUCAGAUCUUUCCCCAUUCACACCCUCGUUUCCGGGCGGCACGUACUUCCCGUUCCGUCCGUUCUUCUGCCCAAACGUGCGCUCAAAUGUACUCUGUGCUCGAAAAAAGAAAAGACGCCGUCGCUUUCCAAAUUGGUUUCCUGUGCCGAAAAGACGAACUUCUUCUCCGUCGUCGUAGCUCCUCUCAUCCACGGAGCACAUGUUUGCUCAUAAUAAUAGGAGAGCAUGGCCUUCGUCGGUCUCUCCGAAACUGAAGGGGUUAGCCGAAGAAGAGGGCGCAAAGGGAAGAAGAAGAAGGCACGCAGAAGGAGCAGCAGGAGCAGUCGAAGAAGAAGAAGAAGAAGACGGGCGGUUGGUUGAAAAGGGGCGGGGCUCAAGGGCGGGGCCGCCUGCUCCCUCGAGCUCUCGGCUUUCAGUCCUGUGCGCCGUCCGCUAUCUAUCAGCCAAUCUUGCGUCGCUCCUCGGGCCUUUCAGCACCUUCCUCUCAUCUUUGAUCGGUUUUUUUUUGAUUGAGGCAAAUUUGAGGCGCAUCGCUUCGACGACGCCUCGUUUUUGCUGUAAAUUUUAUAUGAUACAAAAGCGAUGAGCCGUGAAAUCGGUCCGGGGGAAGCAGGCGAAAAAGGUGAUGUGCACAUGCGCGAAUAGUUUCGGAAAGUCUCCGCGCACACACUUCCAUUAAUGACUUUGUAAUUCGAGCCGCCCCUUCACACUUUAAUCGCUCAACUUUUUGCAUCCGCACAUUCUGAUCCCUUAUUGUUUUCGUCCUUUCGCCCUUUUCCGACCUUCCGGAAGCUUCUUCCAUUUUCAGAGGCAUGUCGUCUCCCGCCGACUGCUGAGAUGGAUCAGAAUGGCUGUGGCAAGUGUGCUCCUGGCACUCUUCAUGCUCUUUCUUUCCAUCGUCACUGUCGUCGGCAACCUCGCCGUCCUUCUCUCCUAUUAUCUCGACAAGAACAUCCGGCAGCCGACCAACUACUUCAUCUUCUCGCUCGCCAUCUCCGACCUGGUAUGUUGUUGUUGUUUUGUUUUUCCCUCUCUCUCUCUCUCUCCUUCCCUUCCCUGUCGUCCUCUCUGCUCCUUUCCAUUCAUCCACACCGGGCCUGAUGUGAUUCGGAAAUGUGAAUUAGUCCGUCCACAAGCAUCCGAGAGAUCGCUGACCUGGACAGGAGGAGGAGGCGACGUUUUCGGCGCUACUUACAACGAAGAAGAACUCGCACGGAAUAGAACUGUUACUGUUUGGAACUCGCAACGUUAAAAUAUAACUGCGAGUUCCAAAUCGUAACAGUUCCAUUCCGUGCGAAUUCUAAUUCGUUGUAGCGCCACGUUUUCACAGAGGGGACCGAAACGUUUUUGUUCUCUUCGGUAUGCGAAUGGGCCGAAGAUGUGUUGGGUGAUGUCUCGAGAGACCUCGAAAGUGGUGAAAUGACAUGCGGUGCAGAAGCAGCAGGAGCCGCCGGAGCAACUAGCGCUCGAGUGGGCACACUGCCUCUCACUCCUCACUCAUCCACAGAAGGAGAAGGAGAAGAAGAAGACGCUCCCUUUCCAGAAGGCGACCAUAAUCUUAUGUCAGUAGGGGAAAGACGGCGUGAGUCGUCAACUUUCGGCCCGUUGCGCCACGCUCCCCGCCUAACCUAAUUUUUCGAACAUUUUUCCGAGGCGACAUAGAAGACGAAGUCGGGAGAAGCAGACGAGAUGAGGAGGAGUAAACGGACGAGUUGACUGAAGGGCACGAAAUGACUGAGCAGCAGAGGAUAAGGUUGCAAAAAAGAUCGGAAGUUCAGGAAUAGCCCCCCAACUUCUACAGUAGAACUCCUCAGCGAACCGAAACCCAAGACUAUAAUAGCUCUCCGAAAAUAGAAAGAAAAAAAGGUGGGGAAAGCCCUCCGAGUCGGGCAUGUUUACAAUCGGACAGCGGAAGAGAAACGGCGAUUGGCCUGUUCUGUGGUCGUCUGCCACGUCAUGUCAAACAUCUCCUGAUCCGUUCUUUCUUUCUUUCAAGUGUGCUUCGUUAUCUCUAUUUUUCGCAGUUUUGAAGCUAUUGCUCCAGCUCUCUCGGCCACCUAAUUUGACGUAUCCGGCGCUUGAGCGCCGUCUUCACAUGACCUCCGUGUGGGUGCCACGUCAUCUUUGUUCCCCGCCGACCUACUCCUCCGGCUUCGGCUCUUCUUCCGUCUCGGCCAUCUUUUCGGCGCCGGAAAUCAGUGGCAAUCGGAAGCGCGCGGGCCCGCCUCGCAUAACCCAUAAAUCAUCAUAGCAGGGCUCAACGGGCGCCACGAAGCUUCCUCCGAGAGCACAGAAGAAGAAGAAGAAGAAGGGUUCCUUCUUCCUUCGGCGUCGAGAAGAGCCUUCGUAUUUACUAUGUGUCGCACACGCAUGCCAAGAUAGCAUCAAUUAUGGUGCCCGUUUUCGAGUGCUUCAGAUCUUUUUCCGUCGUUCGCCGUUUCCAAGACGUCGUGCCGCGUCUUCGUCCGUAUCGCUGCGUGCUCAUCAGCGCGGCAAAGAGGAGACUCACCCGGGGUGAUUGUGUGCUCCGUAGAACAACACGUUAGUGCCGCCCGACCGCACGACCGAAACUUAUCGUUAUGCGGAAUCUGAUGACGUGGCAAAACGCAGCGAAGAAGGCGGAAAACGAAAAAGGGAAGAGCAAUGUGCAUGCGUCUACUCGCUAAUGAGAUCAGAAGGGGGAUAUAGCCUAAAGGCGCAUCGAGAGAUGAAGGACAUUUCGGACCGUAUGUAGUCGGUGUCGGGGGAAGUGCUGAGCUUAUUUGGCCGACAGUCUGAAGGUCUCAAUCUCAAAGAUCUCCAGUCCGAAAACUUCCUGUUCUAAGCUCCGAGACGGCGUGUUUUCGUCUCUUUCUCAAGAGGUUGCCGAGCUUACAUCUUCUUUCGAUAAUACGGAAAAUAUUGGCCGUCGGAGUUUACAAGCUUCUCUCGGCUCUCUCUCUCUCUCUCUCUCGAUCUUCUUCCUUGAGCUGGCAUGUCAUCUUAACGUGUUUGUGUUCCGAAUUGAGUUGUUCAAGUACUUAGGGCUGCUCCUGCUCCUACUCCUGUCUUCUAUAUGGACACAAAUGAAAUAUGCGCAAGUCACACAGACACGAUUGCCCAAACGAAGCCUAUUUUGGCAAGGAAGGAGAGGAGAAGCCGCCGCUUUCACAAAGAAUCUGCUCCGCAAUGUUUGUCAGGGGCAAAACGCAAAAUACACCUUCUGAGCUCGUCUCGGAAAAGUUCUGUGGAAGUACACGUCAUGAGUCAGAAUCCGAAUGCGAUUCUUUCUGACCAAAAAGUUCUAAAGUUGUCGACUUUUUCUCUUGAUCGCCCUUGAAGAGGUCAAUUGUAGGAAGCGUUGAAUAGGCGGUGCGCGGCGAGCUCAAACAUCAUGCUCGACACCUAUUAUAAGUCUUUUGUGGUCCUCUCGCGACGAAGGAGGCAAAAAGAGAGAGAGAGAGAGAGAGAGAGAGAGAGAGAGAGAGAGAGAGAGAGGGAGCAAGAAGAAAGUAAGAAGGAGCAGUUUUUGAGUCCGGUUAAUCCUUUUUCUUUUUGAACGGAAUGGAAUGGGUUAGCGGGUUGGAAUGUUGCCAUACAAUCCGAGGGGUUUCAGCUGAUCGGCCUGGAAGGAAUUCCGGUGUACACCGCAUUCUACCUCAACAACAAUGAAUGGAUCUGGGGCGAUGUGCUGUGCGAUUUGUGGCUCUCCAUCGACUACAUCGUCUGCCUCGCCUCCAUUUACACUGUGCUCGGCAUUACUGUUGAUAGGUUUCAAGGCGGAAGUGCUCUCUGUCGCACACUUAAUUUUCAGGUACUAUUCUGUGAAGAAGCCAGCGACGUACCGGAACUGGAGGACUCCCGGCCGCGUUGUUCUCAUUAUCAUAUUUAUAUGGCUUGUAAGUUUUGAAUUUUCAUGAACGUCAACAUCAACGAAACCCCCUUUCUUCCAGGUUCCUAGCAUUUUAUUCUCUGUUUCAAUCUUUGGAUACGGCACAUUUACGGGUACAGGUCGGAUACUGAAGGAGACCGAAUGCUAUGUGCAGUUCAUGACGAAUCCCUAUCUGAACAUGGGCAUGUACAUCUCAUAUUAUUGGACGACACUGUUUGUGAUGCUCUAUCUCUACUGGGGCAUCUACAGAGCCGCCAAGAAGCUCGCGUUGAAGAGUGAUCAGGUACCGGGACUAAAAGAUUCUUGUGCACUUGCUCUGUACUCAGAAGACAAAGCGUCUGGCGUUGCUCACCGAAAUGCGGCGUCCUGAAGUGAGUGUUCGCACGAGCGACGCCGGGAACAGCAGUUCGGACUCUCCGAACGACACUUCGAACAGUAGCAAGUGAGUUUUCCCUGCGGACAGACUUGGUAACAAAUUGAUGUUUGUUCCUCACACCCGCCCGAACAAUACAUUUCAAUCAGUUCGUUUCGCCCCACCCUCUCUCCUCCUUAUGUCCCCGAUGACCGGCAAAAAAGACAAGUGGCGAAAUGUGAAGAAAUGCGCAUAAAUCUCGACGCGCACAUAUGCAUUUCGGAAGCGAGAGCGGCGUCCCGUGGGGAUUGACGUCGGAGGUCGCGGCUCCCGGAGCAGCCAUAUGUUGAACAGAAAAAGCCAGACUACUUUGCUUGAUUAUCAGGGAAAAUCGGAUUGUAAGUGCCCUGGGAGCAAGCGAAAAUUGACAAUUUAUUGUGGAGCCUGUGACGAAAAAACACCAAGGGAACUAUAAAAUCGGAGGGGAGCGGCGGCGGGCUCAAAAAGAUUGGUCCCAUUGAUUAAAAAUGAGGGGUCAACUUUUUUCCUGAUCUCCAACUCAUUUCGUACUCUCGCUUCCUUUCAAUUCCACCCAAAAUAGUGUGAAUAUUUCUGUGCGGAAUUGUAUGCAAAUCGGCCUUUUUUGCUCGAAAAGGGCUUCCUCUCCUUUUUCUCAGUUUGUUGUGCGUUGCUCAAUCCAAUUGAAUGCUCCGUCCGUCCUUAUCCUCCAAACGAGGUCCGUUGACAAGCUAGAAAACGCGGAUGAAAUGUGAGAUUUUGAAAGUUCUGAAGUGGUUCCCCCAACAAUCUGCAGAUUAGAAGGACCUCUUCCGGAAGGGAGUUUAAAUGGGCUAUGGUGGAGCGAGCGGGCGAGGGAAGGGACCGAUAAUGAGCGACUGAAAAGGAGGCGAAAUUGAUGAAGAGAGGGAAAAGAGCCCACAAAACGAUGCACUUUUUCGCCCUCUCCUCCUGAUGGCCAAUUUCGUGUCAGAAGGGAGGAUGAGCGAAUAAAUGAGGAUGGGGUGAGGGACUAACCGGAAGGUUCAACUGAAUCAAGCAAGUUUAGUCAGAACUACCAGAUAAUUUCGCAGCAGCCAUUUUUCCGACUGCUCCCGGACACUUUUUCUCUCUCUCUUCCCCAACUCAUUGAUCCAAAUUGAGUGCGACAUUCAUGAGAUGGAUAAAAGCCGGCAGAAAGUGAGUGUCACUUGAAAACGAAUCUUCCUUUUCGUCGUCGGCAACGUCUCCUCCUGAUGUCCUCUCCUCUCGCCCAUUUCCCGUACACGUUAGUCGCCUAAAUCACGUUACUCACUCCCUUUUCUUCCUCUCAGUCUGUCAUUCUGAUGACGUGUGUGCCCUUCGGGGCGAGCGUACGUACAUAACAAAUCACAUCAGCAAAGUACUGAAACGAGAGGGACCAUUGCAGAUGUUUCCGGACGGCGCCACCGACGACGACAAUGCCGACCACUCAGACAACUGUGAGUACGCCGCCGCCCGUCUUCCGCAAUCACAUGACGCUUCACAACAACAAUAUAGACCAUGUUAAGGAGAUUGAGCCACCACAUCCGCCGACUCCGCCAGAAGAACAUACUUACAGGUCAGGUCUUCACUAAACUCAUCAGCUAACCUAACGAUUUUAAGUAACCCGAACUUUUCCAUCUCCGAACAGUUCAACAACGGUUUUUCGCGGCAGGAGCCGUCCUCUGUGAUCGAACGAGAGAGCACGGCUCCGUGCGUUUCUCCGGAACCGUCGCAGGCCUCGCAGGAGAACGACUUCAACGAAAACGAAAAUCAUCACGCGCAUUUCAAGUGAGCUCAUCAUCUCCCGUUCCGAAUUAGAAUUCACCUCGCAGACCUGAACUCUCGUUGCCCUUCAUCGACGCGGACAGUGUAUCAUCGAUGGUGGGAACCGAUGAUCUUCGCAGGGCAAUGUCGAUCCGAAUCUCGAGAAGUGCUUCCCAGCACGGUACUGGGGGAUGUGCGACGCCCGUGGAGCAUGUUCUCGUGGAUAUGACAGAAGAGCACGAGGAGAAAGAGGUGGGGGAGUUGGCGGAAGACGUCGCAGAGAAGAAGCCGAUGCUGGAGAAUGGAGGACUUCAUCAUGUCACCAUUGCGGACGAUGAUCAGCAGGUAAAAGGUGGAAAAGGGACGGGAAAGGGAUAAAGAAGUUGUAGCCGUCCACGUCGAAAGAGUCAGAUCAAAGGGACGAAGUGACACCAGAUCAUCACGAUGCGAACGAAGUGAAGGUUUGGUAUUGCUCAGAUUCUUCUGAUUCAGCUUCCUUUCAGGUCCCCUUGAUCGCAGUCUCGCGCGUGGAAAGUGUGAAGAGCACGACGGGAGGGAAAGUGCGUCGGCUAAUUACCCAAAUGCGGAGCCACAGUAUCCGGAGCAAACGGAAACGUAACAAAAAAGUGAGCACUCCUCCAAUCAACCCGUCCUCCUCCUCCCUGACAGUCGGCGGUCGGUCGAGUCGUGAACGUGAACGUGUCCGCAAUCCGGUCACGAUUACCCUCCAGUUUCAGACUGUUCUAGCAGCGCUUAACUUUUUCCAACGAAAAAAGGUAACAUAAGAGACCGAGACUCGCUUGCUUCUCUUUUUCUCUUCCAGCCCACUUCUCUUCACAGUUUUAACCCUUCGGCUCGUUCGUUCUGCUCAUGUUUCAUCAGCGGAACAUUUUUACGCUUUGCAUGUGUUUUUUUUUACUUUUCAAUCUAGAAGGAACCAACAAAAAUACAAUAAAAAGUGGGGAAGAGUAGGAUUUCAGUGAAGAGAAUAGUGAAAGUGAAAGUGACGGAAAAGUGCAGUGUUUCGUAGAGAUUGUGGGGUUCCGAAAGUUUUCCGUGCCGCCUAACUGCAGUAACCCGUUCUGUGUGAAGUGUGAGUACCGGUGCUGCCCCGAUACAGAACUUCCCGAAUCAGAACUAUUUUCAGUGCUAAUUGGUUCUGAUUCGGGGCAACGAGUAUUUUGAUUCCCAGUACCUGUAAUAAAAUGCGAGUGACACCGAAAAGUUCUGUUGCCAAAUCGUAGUGGUUUUCUCUUUUUCAGCUUCUCCCACUAUCAUCUUUUUCCCAAACCGAUCCGUUCCCAUUUGCAGGAGUACAAGUCCCGAUCCGAGAACCGAGCCCGGAAGGCGCUCCGAACAAUCACCUUCAUCCUCGGCUCGUUCAUCAUCCUCUGGACUCCGUUCUACGUCCUGGCGACCAUCUACGGAUUCUGCGAGACGUGCAAGGCUUCUCCGUCGUUCAACACGCUCUACACGAUCUCCUAUUACCUGUGCUACAUGAACUCGCCGCUCAAUCCGUUCUGCUACGCAAUGGCGAAUCAACAGUUCAAAAAGACGCUCACUCGCAUUUUCAAAGGCGACUUUCGAAGAGUUUGA
Molecule: messenger RNA, 8199 nt
Organism: Caenorhabditis sp. 36 PRJEB53466
Lineage: Eukaryota; Metazoa; Nematoda; Chromadorea; Rhabditida; Rhabditidae
Source: the annotation of a GenBank genome assembly